Copidosoma floridanum is the source of this 1656-nucleotide messenger RNA. Its product is annotated as no mitochondrial derivative. The record is from RefSeq and is a predicted model, not a curated record. Gene Ontology annotation, biological process: extraction of mislocalized protein from mitochondrial outer membrane. Gene Ontology annotation, cellular component: mitochondrial outer membrane. Gene Ontology annotation, molecular function: ATP hydrolysis activity; ATP binding. NCBI's taxonomy places the organism in Eukaryota, Metazoa, Arthropoda, Insecta, Hymenoptera, Encyrtidae.
AGAGGGUUAAAAGUCCGAGGAAAAUUUAUUUGUACAGGACAAAAUGCGUCCGAAAGUUAUAAUAAACUAUGCGCGUGAAAUGUGCAUUUUUUGAUCGUUUAUCAUAAUAGUGACUAUUCUAUCAUCGUUUUCGGAGAGCUGCAUGAGUGCCGGCGACGAUUAUCCAAAAUAAUAUCACCAGCUCUGCAGAGGAUUAUAGUUCAGCGCACGAGGGUUGCUCGCGAUCGCUUAGCCGUGCGGAGCGUACGUUCUUGCCCGAGGAGAAUCGACACCAGGAGUCGAGGAUGAACGUGACCGAUGGGCCGGGCUUCUCUCGUUACGAGGUUCUCAUGCUCGUGGCGAGGCUGUCCUUCGUCACGGCCAUCGGCUUCUUCAGCAUGAAGUGGAUCAUGAACCAGCUCGAUCCCAACAACAAGCAGAAAAGAAAGGCUAAAAAGAAGGCCGAGGAACAGCUUAGGAAACUGGCUAAGAAUGACGCAGUUUCGUUUACGAGAACCGUAGAUUUGGAGCAGCUCACCGAUUAUGAGAUGAUGAUUGCCAGUCAUUUGGUGGAUCCCAAGGAUAUCAAAGUCUCUUGGGAAAACAUUGCUGGUCUUGAACACGUGAUCCAAGAAUUACAAGAGACGGUGAUAUUACCUAUUCAACGAAAAGAGCUCUUUGAAGAUUCACAGUUGACACAAGCACCAAAGGGUGUUUUACUUCACGGUCCUCCUGGAUGUGGCAAAACUAUGAUUGCCAAGGCUACAGCCAAAGAAGCUAAAACUUGUUUUAUUAAUUUAGAUCUCAGUCUUUUGACUGAUAAAUGGUACGGAGAAAGUCAGAAACUCACUGCAGCUGUGUUUUCUUUAGCAGUCAAACUACAACCUUGCAUCAUAUUUAUUGAUGAAAUAGAUUCUUUUUUGAGAGCUCGUAAUUCACAAGAUCAUGAAGCUACUGCCAUGAUGAAAGCGCAAUUCAUGUCCUUGUGGGAUGGUUUGAUAACUGACCCAUCAUGUACAGUAAUUGUAAUGGGAGCAACAAACAGACCACAUGAUUUAGACAGAGCAAUUCUCAGAAGAAUGCCUGCAACCUUUCAUGUUGGCUUGCCUAAUGAACAACAACGAACGCAAAUAAUGAAUUUAAUAUUAGUUAAUGAACCAACUGCUGAAGAUAUAAACAUUGCUCAUCUAGCAAGAAUCACUGAUGGAUUUUCAGGAUCUGACUUGCAGGAGCUUUGUAGAAAUGCUUCUGUGUAUCGUGUUAGGGAUUACAUAAGAAAUUCUCAUGCUUCACGUGCGGGUACGAGCAAUGAUGAGGAUAUUUUUCACGAUGCAGUGCGUCCAAUUACGAUGGACGAUCUAUUAAAUUCUUUGAAAAAAAUGAAAACGUCUAAAGUACAAACAGGCAGCUUAAAUAUGUCUAAAUUAGACUUGGACUAAAGAAAUGGGAGUUCUUGUAUAAAUAAGUGUGGUUCUGUAGGUUUUGCCUUAAAAUCAAAUUUAUAGUUAAAAAAUCAAGUGUUUUUUGUAAAUGUUACAACAAAGAAUACUAAUUUAAAUUAAAGCUAACAAUGGUUAACUGAGGCAAACUGUAACGCAUUGAUUCUGGUAAUGAAAAAAUACUAGUCUUUUCUUUUUUUAUUUAAAUAUGAAAUUUUUCAUAAUUGAAAAGUUAUAA